Melanaphis sacchari is the source of this 395-nucleotide messenger RNA. It is a transcript of the gene Rpb10, whose product is annotated as DNA-directed RNA polymerases I, II, and III subunit RPABC5. The record is from RefSeq and is a predicted model, not a curated record. The transcript has 2 exons. Bases 148 to 351 code for a protein of 67 amino acids. Gene Ontology annotation, cellular component: RNA polymerase I complex; RNA polymerase III complex; RNA polymerase II, core complex. Gene Ontology annotation, molecular function: zinc ion binding; DNA-directed RNA polymerase activity; DNA binding. NCBI's taxonomy places the organism in Eukaryota, Metazoa, Arthropoda, Insecta, Hemiptera, Aphididae. Gene Ontology annotation, biological process: tRNA transcription by RNA polymerase III; transcription by RNA polymerase II; transcription by RNA polymerase I.
GCAUUGUUAUAUUCUCCUGAUUAUAUUAUCCACAAUCCGCGUUCGUAAUCCGUAGAUAACAACCACAAUAUUUUGCGAUUGUGUGUUUUGUGUUUGUUCAUUUCAUUUAAAAAAUUUUCAAAAGAUUUUUGCACUAAAUCGAUCAAUAUGAUCAUUCCAAUCCGGUGCUUUACUUGUGGAAAAGUCAUAGCAAAUAAAUGGGAGAGUUAUCUGGGCUUACUACAAGCCGAAUACACUGAAGGUGAUGCUUUGGAUGCACUUGGACUUAAGCGAUAUUGUUGUAGACGUAUGUUACUUGGUCAUGUUGACUUAAUUGAAAAACUACUCAAUUAUGCACCGCUAGAAAAAUAAUUUUCAUAAACAAUUUUAUACUUAUUUUAAUUUUUCUUUAAAUA